Molecule: messenger RNA, 954 nt
Organism: Electrophorus electricus (electric eel)
Lineage: Eukaryota; Metazoa; Chordata; Actinopteri; Gymnotiformes; Gymnotidae
Gene: ndufv2
Product: NADH:ubiquinone oxidoreductase core subunit V2
Biological process (GO): mitochondrial electron transport, NADH to ubiquinone
Cellular component (GO): respiratory chain complex I
Molecular function (GO): NADH dehydrogenase activity
Source: RefSeq, a predicted model, not a curated record
ACGCUAUCCGUUUUCGAUUACACGGCCUGGAGAGCUCAAGCAGACCCGCUGAAUCGAUCUCACGUCGUUCUCGUGUUGAUGUCCGCCAUCGUAAAUCCAAGAAGCGCCGACAAACAUGUUAUUAUCCUCUGCGCUUCGGUCAGCGUUGUCGCAUGCGGGCACGCACGUCCGCAGCCUACACCGGUCUGUCGCCCGCGCCGCAGCAGGAGGGAUCUUUGUGCAUAAAGAUACACCAGAAAAUAAUCCAGACACUCCAUUCGAGUUCACCCCUGAGAACAUGAAGAGAGUUGAAGCCAUAAUCAACAACUAUCCCAAAGGCCACAAGCAGGCUGCCACCCUGCCUGUCCUGGACUUGGCCCAGAGACAGCACGGCUGGCUCCCCGUCUCGGCAAUGAACAAGGUGGCCGAGGUCCUGGAGAUCCCACCGAUGAGGGUGUACGAGGUGGCUACAUUCUACACCAUGUUCCUCCGCCAGCCGGUGGGGAAAUACCACAUCCAGGUGUGCACCACCACGCCGUGCAUGCUGUGCGCCUCGGACAGCAUCCUGCAGACCAUCCAGAACAAGCUGGGUAUCAAAGUUGGAGAGACCACACCAGACAAGCUGUUCACACUUAUAGAAGUCGAAUGUCUUGGUGCGUGUGUGAACGCCCCGAUGGUUCAAAUCAACGACCUCUAUUAUGAGGACCUGAAGCCUUCAGACAUUGAGCACAUCAUCGAUGAACUAAAAGCAGGCAGAGUGCCUCCACCAGGGCCCAGGAGUGGCCGUUUCUCCUGUGAACCCGCUGGAGGACUGACCUCACUAACUGGCCCACCCCCUGGCCCUGGUUUCGGGGUCCGGUCCGACUUAUAAACACCUGAGGGACCAUCUGCACAACGGGCUCCUGCCUGGCUUGACCUGAGUUCUUAUAAACGUCAAUGACAUUUAUAAAUGUAAAUAAAAUGUUAGUAACUGUA